UACUUGAAUUCAGUUAGAAAGCAAAUAUAUUUCAAUUUCAUAAUUCAAAUCCAUAUUUAUUUACUUUCUAAAAUGGGCGAUGGGGAUAAAUUACCCCGUCUCGAACUUGUAUCCACAUUAGGUUUCCAAGGUAAGAUUAGAAAUGGCCUGGUAUUUCAUCCUGAUAAAAAACACAUAGUUUAUAGCAUUGGGCAAACUGUGAUGGUAAAAGAUGUAGGAAGUGGAAAAGAAUAUAGAUAUUGUGGACAUUCAAAUUCUGUUUCAUGCGUUGCUGUAUCUAAAGAUGGUACAUUACUUGCAUCUGGCCAAGAAAAUUUUAUGGGAUUUAAGGCUGAUGUAAUUAUAUGGAAUUUUGAAGAGAAAAAAAUUUAUGGAUCUCAUUCUAUUCACCGAGUGAAAGUUGAAGCAGUAGCAUUCACUUGUGACUCAAAAUAUGUUGUUUCUUUAGGAGGUCAAGACUGUGGAAGCGUAGUUGUAUAUGACAUAGAUGGAUUAGUUCCACUGUGUGGUAACACAGCAGCACCACUAGCUGGAGGGUAUGCUAACAUUUUGCGAUGUGCUAAUACUAGAAAUGAUAUCUUUUUUUCUGCUGGGAAUAAUAGUUUGCGCAUAUGGAAAAUAGACUUCAAGAGUAGAAGAGUAACACCUACAAAUGCAGCUAUAGGACGGAUAAAAAGAGAAAUAAAGUGCUUUGAUGUUGAUUUAAGUGAUUCAUUCUUGUAUUGUGGAACUGCUUCAGGUGAUAUCCUUAAACUUCAAGUUGUAAUGUUGGAGGGUGAACAUUUGGCAUAUGAUGCUAAACUGCUGAACUGUUUAACUAGAGUGAUCAGUAAAGAAAUUGUUGGAGAUAUACCACUUUACAGUGGUGGUGUGACAGCAAUUGCAGUUUUGAAAACUGGUGAACUCUUAAUCGGAACUGGUGACGGUCUAGUUUGCCGUGCUACUCAAGUUGAAAUUCGAGCAAAAGAUGCUUCAAAGCUUUUAUCAAAGAAACCGGGAGGAACUAAAAGCAAAUCAAAAGUAGAAACUAAACUAAAAGAAUUAGAGAAAACAAUUGUUAAGGGAUAUGUUUCAUCGAUUGCCUUACGAGGAGAUGGUCAUCAGUUUCUUGUUGGUUCUGGGAAAUCAGAAAUAUAUCAAGUGACACUUAUAGGAUUUCAGGCUGAACGCAUUUAUACUUGUCAUGGAAGUGCUGUUAAUGAUAUUGUUUUUCCUUUCAAAUGCUCCGAUUUAUUUGCUACAUGUUCAAAGGAAACAGUUCGAGUUUGGAAUGUUGCAUCUUCCCAAGAGCUUUUAAGGAUUUCAGUUCCUAAUAUGACUUGCAAUUCUUUGUUUCUGAUGCACGAUGGACGAUCUAUUAUAAGCGGUUGGGAUGAUGGGAAAAUCAGAGCACAUACACCAGAGACUGGACAACCUUUGUACAUUAUAGAAAAUGCCCAUCAGCGAGGUGUCACUGCUAUUACUGCAACUUCAGAUUGCUUAAGAAUUGUCAGUGGUGGUGGGGAGGGAGAUGUAAGAGUGUGGGAUGUUACAACAAGUGUACAAGUUCUUGUACGGACAAUGAAAGAACAUAAAGGAGGAAUUACUUGCGUUCGCAUGAAAAGUGAUGAUAAAGAAUGCGUUACUUCUGGCGCAGAUGGUUCUUGCAUAAUUUGGGAUUUAGAGAAUUUCAAUAGGAUACAGGUAGUGUUUGCCAAUACUAUUUUCCAAGGAGUGUGCUAUGGACCUGGUGAACAUCAAAUUCUUAGUUGUGGUUCUGAUAGAAAAGUAACUUAUUAUGAAGUGUUAGAUGGCACUCCAGUGAGAUCCCUUGAAGCAUCCUUGUCAGGAUCCAUUAAUGCUCUUGACAUCACUGAUGAUUGUAAAAUUUUUGUCACUGGCGGAGCUGAUAAGCUUAUAAAGGUCUGGAAGUAUAUUGAAGGAAUAAUAACACAUGUAGGAGAGGGACAUAGUGAUGAAAUAACUGCCCUUCGAAUAGCACCAAAUAGAAAAUAUAUUAUUAGUGUUGGAAAAGAUGGUUGCAUUAUUCGUUGGAAAUUUCCUCAAUAAUAUGUUUUUUAUUUAUUUCUACUGAUGUUUAUUACUUUUGAUAUUUUUAUUAAUUUAAUUAAAUAUGGUAUCUUAGAAAUGACUGG
Argiope bruennichi is the source of this 2135-nucleotide messenger RNA. Its product is annotated as cilia- and flagella-associated protein 52-like. Gene Ontology annotation, biological process: cilium assembly. The record is from RefSeq and is a predicted model, not a curated record. The transcript is spliced from 14 exons. NCBI's taxonomy places the organism in Eukaryota, Metazoa, Arthropoda, Arachnida, Araneae, Araneidae. The coding region runs from base 73 to 2049 and encodes 658 amino acids. Gene Ontology annotation, molecular function: protein binding.